CACACCUCUUGCAACAAAAUCUCAAGAAAUCGAAUACGGAGGCCUGCACUUUUUAACAAACUACCCGUAUAAUUAACACGUGUCUUCAAUUCACUGUUUUAUGAUCUAGAAGAGGAAUCCCAGAAGCUAACCUCAAAGCUGUUACCACCACUCUAGCCAGCAGAGAUACACUUGCCCCUCCCACACCAAUUACCUCUCACUUCAUAUGUUAAUGCUAUACAGACUUGUUAAAUUCUAGGUAUAAAACAAUAACAUGGGAAGGACCAAUUGGACAGAGAUUGAGUUCAUUCUGCAGGGACUUUCAGAGUACCCGAGAGCUGAAAAAUUCCUUUUCGUGAUGUGCUUGGUGAUGUACCUGGUGAUUCUCCUGGGGAACGGCACCUUGAUCGUUCUGAUACUCCUGGAUCCUCGUCUCCAUACACCCAUGUACUUCUUCCUUGGGAAUCUUUCCUUCUUAGACAUUUGGUACACAUCCUCCUUCAUCCCCUCAAUGCUGAUACACUUCCUAUCAGAGAAGAAAACCAUCUCCUUCACUAGAUGUGUGGUUCAAAUGUCUGUCUCUUACACUAUGGGAUCCACCGAGUGUGUGCUUCUAGCAGUGAUGGCAUAUGACCGUUAUGUGGCCAUCUGCAACCCUCUGAGAUACCCCAUCAUCAUGGGCAAGGCCCUUUGUAUUCAGAUGGCAGCUCUGUCUUGGGGACUAGGCUUUCUCAACUCAUUGACAGAAACUGUUCUUGCAAUACGGUUGCCCUUCUGUGGAAAAAAUGUCAUUAAUCAUUUUGUUUGUGAAAUAUUGGCCUUUGUCAAGCUGGCUUGCACAGACAUUUCCUUGAAUGAGAUUAUUAUAAUGUUGGGCAAUGUAAUAUUUUUGUUUUCUCCAUUACUGCUGAUUUUUAUCUCCUACAUCUUUAUCCUUUCUACUGUACUAAGAAUCAAUUCAGCUGAAGGAAGGAAAAAGGCCUUUUCUACCUGUUCAGCCCACAUGACAGUGGUGAUUGUGUUUUAUGGAACAAUCCUCUUCAUGUACAUGAAGCCGAAGUCCAAAGACUCUGCUUUUGACAAGCUGAUUGCCCUGUUCUAUGGCAUAGUCACCCCUAUGCUCAAUCCUGUCAUCUAUAGCCUGAGGAAUACAGAGGUGCAUGGAGCUAUGAGGAAAUUAAUGAGUAGACAUUGGUUCUGGAGGAAAUGA
Messenger RNA from Chlorocebus sabaeus (green monkey), 1189 nucleotides. Its product is annotated as olfactory receptor 13D1-like. Gene Ontology annotation, cellular component: membrane. NCBI's taxonomy places the organism in Eukaryota, Metazoa, Chordata, Mammalia, Primates, Cercopithecidae. Gene Ontology annotation, biological process: G protein-coupled receptor signaling pathway. Gene Ontology annotation, molecular function: olfactory receptor activity; G protein-coupled receptor activity. The record is from RefSeq and is a predicted model, not a curated record.